Molecule: messenger RNA, 1737 nt
Organism: Cajanus cajan (pigeon pea)
Lineage: Eukaryota; Viridiplantae; Streptophyta; Magnoliopsida; Fabales; Fabaceae
Product: allantoinase
Biological process (GO): allantoin catabolic process; purine nucleobase catabolic process
Cellular component (GO): cytoplasm
Molecular function (GO): cobalt ion binding; zinc ion binding; allantoinase activity
Source: RefSeq, a predicted model, not a curated record
AUGGAGCAGUUUCUAUGGAGGGAGUUACCUUUGCUAACAAUCCUCGUCUCUUUGAUAGUAUUCUUUUUCUUGCAGGAUUCUUACAGGGCCCAGUUACAUACUCACAUCAAGUUACCAGGGAAAAAUUGCAGCCUUCUUCACCAUCGCCAUUUUUGGAUAUCCAGCAAACGCAUUGUGACCCCACAAGGGAUCAUUUCUGGUUCAGUGGAGAUAAAUGAAGGGAAAAUAAUAUCUGUCAUCGAGGGAUAUGUUAAGAAGGGGAAGUCUAAGCAAGAAGUAAUCGAUUAUGCAGAUGCUGUUGUCAUGCCUGGAUUGGUCGAUGUGCAUGUGCAUCUUGAUGAGCCUGGAAGAACUCAAUGGGAAGGAUUUUAUACUGGUACCAGAGCCGCCGCCGCUGGUGGUGUAACCACAGUGGUUGACAUGCCUCUAAACAAUCACCCUACAACUGUGUCUAUGGAAACACUGAAACUUAAGCUUGAAGCUGCAGAGAAUAAAAUCUAUGUUGAUGUUGGAUUUUGGGGAGGCCUAAUCCCUGAAAAUGCACUUAAUACAAGUAUUCUUGAAGGUCUCUUAAAUGCUGGUGUUCUUGGUUUGAAGUCCUUUAUGUGCCCUUCCGGAAUUAAUGACUUUCCUAUGACUACUCUUCACCAUAUCAAGGAGGGAUUGUCUGUGUUGGCAAGAUAUAGAAGGCCUUUACUUGUGCAUGCUGAGAAACAACAUCAUUCUAAAAAUCAUUUGGACCAUAAUGAUAAAGGUGAUCACCGCGCUUACUUGACCUAUCUCAACACCAGGCCACCUUCCUGGGAGGAAGCAGCUAUUAAAGAACUUAUAGGUGUUACACAGCACACUAGAAUUGGUGGCUCUCUAGAAGGAGCACAUGUUCACAUUGCCCACUUGUCUGAUUCAAGUGCUUCCUUAGAUCUAAUUAAGGAAGCAAAAAGUCAUGGUGACAGCGUAAGUGUUGAGACUUGUCCCCAUUACUUAGCUUUCUCAUCGGAAGGGAUACCAAAUGGAGAUACUCGUUUUAAGUGUUCCCCACCCAUUCGUGAUGCAUACAACAAAAAAAAAUUAUGGGAGGCUGUACUAGAGGGACACAUUGACCUACUAAGUUCUGAUCAUUCACCGACUGUUCCUGGACUCAAGCUUCUUGAGGAGGGUGACUUCUUGAAGGCUUGGGGGGGCAUAUCAUCUUUGCAGUUUGAUCUUCCAGUGACGUGGUCUUCUGGGAAGAAAUAUGGGCUAACUCUGGAACAGUUGUCAUUAUUGUGGAGCAAAAAACCUGCAACAUUUGCGGGGUUAGAAGCAAAGGGGGCCAUUGCAGUUGGGAACCAUGCAGAUAUCGUAGUUUGGCAUCCAGAGCAGGAGUUUGACCUGAAUGAUGAUUAUCCUGUUUUCCUUAAACAUCCUGGCCUCUCUGCUUAUAUGGGAAAAAGGUUGUCCGGAGAAGUUCUGGACACGUUUGUGAGAGGAAACCUUGUGUUUAAGAAAGGAAAGCAUGCUCCUGCAGCCUGUGGUAUUCCAAUUCUAGCCAAAUAAUUAGUUAAAUAUUGGUGAUCCCCAUGGUAGUUUGGUUGGGGCAUAAAUAAGAGAUGGAAGUAGCUGCUGGCAUCGACCAUUGAGCUAGCAUUCUCCUUCUCAUUGACUAGUGCAUUAGCAUGUAAUAUUGCAGUUUGAAUGUUUGGACGAUGACAUAUUAAUGUCGUACUUUAAUGUACAUAUAGAUUAUAAUUUUACAAA